UCUCCUUGCUUCCCUUAAUCUCAGCUUAUUAAGCUCAACAAUACUAAUUAAGUUAAUUAUACUAUAUCCUAGCUAGCUAGCUAUAAUUCACCCCAUUCCAAUUCCCAUAAGAAAGGAUAAACAAUAAGUUGAUCAAGAGUUUAUGUACGUUAAAAGUCGCGGUUAAUCAUGUGGAAACUGAAGAUAGCAGAAGGUAAGGAUCCAUGGUUAGUGAGUCUAAACAAUUUCAUUGGUCGACAACAUUGGGAGUUUGAUCCGCAGGCCGGAACAUUAGAGGAACGAGCCGAGGUUGAGAGGGUGAGGGAGGAGUUCAAGAGGAAUCGUUUCAGGAUGAGACAAAGUGCUGAUCUUCUCAUGAGAAUGCAGCUAAGAAAAGAAAACCCAAGCCAAUGUUUGGGAAUGCCAAAAGGAAUAAAAUUGAAGGAAAGAGAGCCAAUAAAAGAGGAAGCAGUAACCACAACACUGAAGAGGGCCAUCAACUUCUUUACCAGUAUUCAAGCCCAUGAUGGUCACUGGCCUUCUGAUAAUGCUGGCGCACUGUACUUCAUGCCCCCCCUUGUAAUCGCGCUAUACGUUACAGGAGAUCUCAAUAAAAUUCUUCCUCCAGAACACCAAAAAGAGAUAAAACGCUACAUUUACAACCACCAGAAUGAAGAUGGAGGAUGGGGAUUUCACAUAGAUGGUCAUAGUACCAUGUUUUGUUCAGCAUUAAACUACAUUGCCCUAAGGUUGAUGGGAGAAGGCCCUGAUGAUGGUGAAGAUAACGCGGUUGCCAGGGGUCGUCAAUGGAUCCUUGACCAUGGUGGUGUUACCGGCAUUCCAACGUGGGGGAAGUUUUGGCUAUCGGUGCUUGGAGUGUAUGAAUGGGACGGGUGCAACCCAACACCUCCCGAGUUUUGGUUACUCCCUAAUUUUUUACCAGUUCAUCCAGGGAAAACUUUGAGCUAUUGCCGAUUAGUGUAUAUGCCAGUCUCAUAUAUGUAUGGUAGGAGAUUUGUUGGUGUUAUCACUGAACUGAUUCAGUCACUUAGAACGGAGCUCUAUACUCAACCCUACCAUGAAAUUAACUGGAACGGAACUAGAAACGCAUGUGCCAAGGAGGAUCUUUACUUUCCACACCACAUGUUGCAAGACACGGUUUGGGGAUUUCUUCACCACAUUGCUGAGCCAAUCCUCAACCGUUGGCCCUUCUCAAAGCUCAGAGAAAAGGCUCUCAAAACGGCAAUAGCGGGUGUACACUAUGAGGACAUUAACAGUAGAUACUGCACUAUUGGUUGCGUCGAGAAGAUUCUUUGUUUGAUGGCAUGUUGGGUGGAAGAUCCAAAUUCAACAGCGUACAAGAAACAUCUAGCCAGAAUCCCAGAUUAUUUGUGGGUUUCAGAGGAUGGGAUGAAGUUAACGGCUCUUGGUUGCCAAACCUGGGAUGCAGCACAAGGGUUUCAAGCAAUUUAUGCCAGUGGUCUUGCUCAUGAAUAUGCAACACCACUUAAGAAAGCACACGGUUUCCUCAGCGCCUCACAGGUUAGGGAUAAUCCAUCAGGAAAUUUUAAGGAGAUGUACAGACAUAUUAGCAAAGGUGCCUGGACUUUCUCAACACCAGAUCACGGCUGGCAAGUCUCUGACUGCACCGCGGAAGGGCUCAAGGUUACACUUUUAUUUUCACAAAUGUUCCCUGAACUUGUGGAAGAGAAGAUGGAAGAUGAGCGCCUAUUUGACGCUGUAAAUGUCAUUCUUUCUUUACAGAGUGAGAAUGGUGGUCUAACAGCUUGGGAGCCUAAGCAAGCUUUCCGUUGGCUAGAGAAAUUCAAUCCUACGGAGCUUUUCGAAGAUGUUCUGAUUGAAAGAGAGCAUGUUGAGUGCACUUCCUCAGUAAUCCAAGCUUUAACACUCUUCAAGGAGAAAUACCCAGGGCAUCGGACGAAGGAGAUAGAAGAAUCAAUCUCUAAAGGAAUACACUACAUUGAAAAUGCUCAAAACCCUGAUGGAUCCUGGUAUGGUUUUUGGGGAAUCUGUUACACGUACGGAACAUGGUUUGCAGUGGAGGGACUACUAAGGGGUAAGAAAAACUACCAUAAUAGUCUGACAGUGCACAAGGCAUGUGAGUUUUUGCUAUCAAAGCAGUUGCCUGAUGGCGGCUGGGGCGAAAGUCACCUCUCAUCCGCAAACAAGGUUUACACAAACUUGGAAGGGAACAGAUCAAAUUUGGUGCAAACUUCAUGGGCAUUGUUGACUCUCAUUAGAGCAGGGCAGGGGGAUGUGGAUCCAAAGCCUAUAGAAAGAGGGGUGAGAUUGUUAAUCAACUCACAAUUUGAGAAUGGAGACUACCCACCACAGGAAAGCACGGGAGUAUUCAUGAAGAGCUGCAUCAUAGAAUAUUCAUCAUAUAGGUGUAUCUUCCCAAUAUGGGUUCUUGGUGAAUAUCGCCGUCUACAAGCACAAAGAUCAGCUAUAUUAUAACCGUAAAAACUUGUCCGGAGAUGGCCGCAACAGCCUACAAGUUAUAGUUAGUAUUUCAUUGCAUAGUUGCUGUACAACAUCAGAGGAUGUAGGUAAGCUAUUAACAGAAGUUAUGCUUUAGCUUACAGAACUUUGUCAAACAAUGUCAGCUUAUUUCUAUAGGGUUAUUUCCAAAAGUCAAGCCAGUAAAAGACUGUAAAAUUCUCAAGUACUGUAGAACCUUGUGUUUCCUUACCUACUGGUGUUUAAUGUCAGUAAAAUAAACAGGGAAUUUCACGAUGGUAACCUAA
Molecule: messenger RNA, 2747 nt
Organism: Spinacia oleracea (spinach)
Lineage: Eukaryota; Viridiplantae; Streptophyta; Magnoliopsida; Caryophyllales; Amaranthaceae
Product: lupeol synthase-like
Exons: 18
Coding region: 169-2457 (762 amino acids)
Biological process (GO): triterpenoid biosynthetic process
Cellular component (GO): lipid droplet
Molecular function (GO): intramolecular transferase activity
Source: RefSeq, a predicted model, not a curated record